UCGGUCUUGCCGCCGUGUGGGAGCCAUGGCGGCCUCUGAGGCGGCGGCGGCGGGGCCCGCGGCUCUGGGCUCGGGCACCUUGGGCGCCCCGGCCGUCCCGGCGGCCGCGAGGGGAGCCGCCGCCGCCUCGGGUCCGUGGGGUCCCCCGGGACGGCUGAGGGGCAGCCGACCGCGGCCCGCAGCGGCGAGGCAGCAGCCCGCAUCUCCAGCGCUGCCUGCCCGGGAGCUGAUCCAGCCGUCGGUGAGCGAGCUGUCCCGGGCCGUGCGCACCAACAUCUUGUGCACCGUGCGCGGCUGCGGCAAGAUCCUGCCCAACAGCCCCGCGCUCAACAUGCACCUGGUCAAGAGCCACCGCCUGCAGGACGGCAUAGUAAAUCCAACAAUAAGGAAAGAUUUGAAAACUGUACCGAAAUUCUACUGUUGUCCAAUUGAAGGAUGCCCCAGAGGCCCUGACAGACCAUUUUCUCAAUUCUCUCUUGUAAAACAGCACUUUAUGAAAAUGCAUGCUGAAAAGAAGCAUAAAUGUAGUAAGUGCAGCAAUUCUUACGGUACUGAAUGGGACUUGAAAAGACAUGCAGAGGAUUGUGGCAAGACCUUCCAGUGCACAUGUGGCUGUCCUUAUGCCAGCAGAACUGCCUUGCAGUCACACAUCUACCGAACUGGCCAUGAGAUCCCUGCUGAGCACAGGGAUCCACCUAGUAAGAAAAGGAAAAUGGAGAACUCCACAAACAACCAGAAGUUGUCAAAAAAGACCAUUGAAUCAUUGAUCAAUAAACCAACUUCUAGACCAGACACUCAAGAAUUAGAAACUUCGGAAAUAAAGGUAGUGGCUUCCUUUGAAGACUCUUGCAGCUCUAAUGCCAGAAAACAGACUCUUAAAACACCUCCAAGAUACCCUCAGAAGUUGCUUUUACCAAAGCCCAAAGUGGCUUUGGUUAAAUUGCCUGUGAUGCAGUUUUCUCCCGUGCCUGUCUUUGUGCCCACUACAGCCGACUCUUCGGCCCAGCCUGUGGUAGUGGGUGUGGAUCACCAGGGCUCUGCCAUGGGCGCCGUUCACUUACUCCCCUUGUCCAUUGGAACCCUGAUCCUCGGCCUAGAUUCAGAGGCUUGCUCUCUUAAGGAGAGCCUGCCUCUCCCCAAAAUUGUGAAUCCCAUUGCUGUCGAGCCAGUCAGUACAGGUGUUCAGGUGAACUUGGGUAAAAGUCCACCUCCUUCUUUACAACAACUAGGGAACACAUGUCAGAAGCACAGCAUUUCCUCCAUCAACGUGCAGACAGAUCUGUCUUACAGCUCACCAGGCUUCCUGCCUUCUGCCCAGUGGGCUUCCCCAGACUCCUCCGUAUCGUCUUGUUCUCAAACUGAUUUGACAUUUGGUUCUCAAGUUUCACUGCCCAUUAGUGUUCAUACUCAGACAUUGUUACCUAGUUCUAAAGUAACUUCAUCUAUAGCUGCUCAGACCGAUGCUUUUUUAGAUGAUUGUUUCCAGUCAGGUGGGAUCUCCAGAGAAACGCAAACCAGUGGAGUGCAAAGUUCCACAGAUGACGGGGUACACAUGGACCAAGCAAUAAUGUGUGGGGACAUUUUUGAGAAUGUCCAUUCAUCCUACAGGGUUUCUACAGACAGUAUUAUAAGCAACAGUUUGGUAGCAGAUACUAUAACUCAUGGAUUGUUAUCUCAGAAUGACCCUAAGACUUUAAAUCAAGAUAUUGAGAAAUCUGCAUCAAUUAUAAACUUCAAUGAGCAGAAUAGUAUUCUUCCUUCACAAAACAUGACAGAUAAUCAGACCCAAACCAUAGAUUUAUUAAGUGAUUUAGAAAACAUCUUGUCAAGUAACCUGCCAGGUCAGACGUUGGAUAAUCGCAGUCUUCUGUCUGACACAAACACUGAACCCGACACACAGCUCUCAUCUGGCCCGACACAAAAUCCCGGAAUAGAUUUUGAUAUUGAAGAGUUCUUUUCAGCCUCAAAUAUCCAAACUCAAACGGAAGAGAGUGAACUCAGCAAUAUGAACACUGAACCAGUCUUGGAAUCCCUGGACAUCGAGACCCAAACUGACUUUUUACUUGCAGACACCUCUGCUCAGUCCUACAGUUGUAGGGGAAAUGCCAACUUCUUAGGCCUUGAAAUGUUUGAUACACAGACACAGACAGACUUAAACUUCUUUUUAGACAGCAGCCCUCAUCUGCCUCUGGGCAGUAUUCUGAAACACUCCAGCUUCUCCAUGAGCACUGAUUCAUCUGACACAGAAACCCAAACAGAAGGGACUUCCACCAAAAACCUACCUGCUCUAGAAAGCAAAGUUCAGUUGAACAGUACAGAAACACAAACCAUGAAUUCCUGUUUUGAAACCCUGGGGAGUUUGUUUUUCACCAGCAAUGAAACUCAAACAGCCAUGGAUGACUUCCUGCUAGCCGAUUUGGCCUGGAACACCAUGGAGUCUCAGUUCAGUUCUGUGGAAACCCAGACAUGUGCAGAACUACAGACGGUCUCCAACUUCUAAAAGAGACGUCCCCGUAUGGGGACAGCAUUUACAGUUUUUUUCUGGAUUUAGAAAAUAGGGAAUGGGGACAACAGUAUUAACUAUUGAAUGUAGUUUAUGCAGUUGCUUAGAUUCUUUGCCUUUUGUACUUGUAAACAUGAAUUUGUGUAUAAAUAUGAGUGUAUUAUAAAGUGUAUGAUGCUGAUCUAAAAAUGAUUGUUUUUGUGUUGCAUACCAUUGCCCCUUCAAAACUUGUCUUUCCUUCUAAAAAAAAUAGAUGUACUUCACACCUUUAAAAACAAUAUUAGCCAUUUAGCUGAUGCCAAGCUUGGCGGGUACUACAGUAGAAACUUUUCAAAUCUUUAAAUGUUUUAUGUUGGAGUGUAACAUACUUAAAUUGCACAUAAGAUAUAUUUUUAAGAGUGCUUGUUAGAAAUUCCUGUUUCCCGACAGUAGCCUGUGAAGUGGAUGUAAACCGUAACGCUUAACAUGGUUUGAGACCCAUGCUGCCUACAGCUUCAUCUGCUUUGCCAUCCUACUCUUCUGACUUGAAGACACAAAGGAAAACUGUAAUUGUCUCUCACUUUUGGAAUAGUUUUCAUGUAGUCAACUUCUCUACAUGAGCUGCUAUUGAUACCAAUGUAAGUGUACAGUAUUUUAAUCACAAGAGGCUCAUGGCUGAAAAAUUAUUGUGUAAAGGAAUAGCAAGGGCUUACAUGUAAACAGUGAUCCUCCCAAUUGAAAUAACAGUAAGCCACCCCCAGCAUGGAAACAUUGGGGUGUACCCUACCAACAUCCUACUGUCUACAGUAGUAGCAGCUUCCUAAAGUGCACCCACAGCCUGGAUCUGCGCUUUUAUCACGCUGUUAUGUUUAAAAAAAAAAAAAGUGGGAAGAGAACAGGACACUUCCCCCUAAAUUUCUAUGUGUGGCACUUCUAUCUAUAAGCUUAAUAGGCCAAAAAUGCAGUCUUUGAUUAUUUUAAAGUGACCCACCUUCCUUCAUCCACCACUCAUCUCUUUUCCUUGAAUGGCUUCUCAAAGACAUCAGUCUGGCAAGGGUAUUAUUUGUGCAUUGAGGGUAGCAAUUACAGAAUAGAACCACCUAAAAUACGGUAGUCUGCAUUUUGCUUUAUUUAUUUUUAAGAAAGUUAUACAAAACAGUCUUCUUCAAAAAGAAUAAAGGCGGCAAAGACCUAUUGUUUCAAUUAUCAAGAAUAUUUUUUUGUUUGGAGAUGGAGCAAGGUCAAGUAUGCUUUCAGGGUUUUCUUUAUCUAGGAGUUCCUGCUUAAUUGUUGGCCAACUUUCAGAAAAGUAAGAAUCAGUGCAGUUUGUUAAGUGUUCUAAGUUUACAAAGAAAUGCUCUGUCCCUUCUUUUCCAGGUGCUUGUGCUACUGAAGGCUAAAUCCUCAGAAGAAAAUCUAGUAAGGGGACUAAAUUCCUUAAAGUAAAUUGAUGGUGUUACUACUAAUUCAUAUUCCAUAUAUCAGAUACAGAGCAAGUGUUGGUAAUGGGUAACAUAUAUCCUGGGCAGAUGAACUGAAUUUGGUAGACAAAAGAGUUUGCUUUGAUCACAGUUGCCUAUGAAUGUGGGUUUCAAAACAAAGCCUUAACUUAGAAUUUCAUUAUGAUUUAGAAUCAUUGCUGCCUUAAUGUUUAAACAUCUAUUUAAGACCUCUUAAUAAAGAAGAAAUGCAUGUUUGUUUAUGGCUUUUUGUAAAUAUAAAUGCAUUGAUCUAUGGCUUAAACAACAACAAAAAACACUUUAUUUCCUUGACAGUGUUUGUUAAUCUAGCCAAUAGAAUUAUUUGCAGAAAAAUGGUGCAUGUAAUAGAACUGUACAAGAACUGCUCUCCCUCAAAAGCUUAGUUACCUGAAUUGUUCUAAAAGUAAUUGUAAAAACUGAAAUUCAGUGAUUAAAAACAAGAAA
Choloepus didactylus (southern two-toed sloth) is the source of this 4407-nucleotide messenger RNA. RefSeq names its product ATM interactor (gene ATMIN). Bases 26 to 2500 code for a protein of 824 amino acids. Lineage: Eukaryota; Metazoa; Chordata; Mammalia; Pilosa; Megalonychidae. The transcript is spliced from 4 exons. Gene Ontology annotation, cellular component: nucleus. The record is from RefSeq and is a predicted model, not a curated record. Gene Ontology annotation, molecular function: DNA-binding transcription factor activity, RNA polymerase II-specific; transcription cis-regulatory region binding. Gene Ontology annotation, biological process: regulation of transcription by RNA polymerase II.